GUAUAGCCCCAGGAGAAAUUAAUCAUUUUAGCCCUGUCAUCAUUCGAUAGGACUAUUACAGUAAAAAUCCCUGGCAGGGGACAUCUCGGUGCAGGGCGCGAUCCGCGUCGGUCCCUAUAACUUCAUCUUGGUCCACCUCCGCCCCUCUCUCUCGCACGAGUGAGAAAACAAAAUGCAAUCUCUGCUCACUCUUCCUGCCAGCAGGGGAGCGAAACCCUGCAACAUCCUUCCCUACAAAGCAAUCGACAGCUCCAGGAAGUGGGCCCCACGCUGCUUCCCGUCACAGCCGUUGGGAAGAAGAGGGCUCCACACCUGCUGCAGCUUCAGUAAAAACCGCAGCGAUCAUGGCAUGGUUGCUGCUGCUACUGUCACCGGCAUCUGCAUUCUCAGCGAUGGGAAUGGAAGGAGGAGAAGUAGAAAGUUAGCAACUGCAUCUUCGGCCGGUGCCGACAAUUGGAGCGACGGGAGUAACAGCGGCAUCGAUCUCCUCGGGCGGAUAGCUUCAGCUGGAGAGCUUAUAUCAAUGGCAUUCCCGUUGUGGGUUGUAUUGGCAUGCGUCAUUGGCCUCUUCAGACCUUCCUCUUUCCUUUGGUUGGAUUCGAAGUGGCAGAUGCCUGGCCUCACCAUCACCAUGCUCGGUAUGGGAAUGACUCUUACUCUUGAUGAUCUGCGAGGUGCUAUGUCAAUGCCCAAGGAAUUGCUUGCAGGCUUUGUCUUGCAAUACACAGUGAUGCCGUUAUCAGGAUUCUUUGUGAGCAAGCUUUUAAGGUUGCCUUCUCAUUAUGCAGCUGGUUUGAUAUUGGUCGGAUGCUGUCCCGGAGGAACGGCCAGUAACAUAGUCACUUAUUUAGCAAGAGGAAAUGUGGCCCUUUCGGUGUUGAUGACCGCUGCAAGCACUGUAUCUGCCGUGGUGAUGACUCCUUUCCUCACAGCAAAACUUGCAGGGCAAUUUGUUGCGGUAGAUGCAGCUGGCCUCUGUUUCUCGACACUGCAGGUUGUGCUCGCCCCUGUAUUGUUUGGUGCUUUCAUGAAUCAAUAUUUCCAUGGUGUGGUCAAGGUUGUCUCCCCCAUCAUGCCAGUCAUUGCUGUGGUAACCGUAGCCUUUCUCUGUGGCAGCGCAAUUGCACAAAACGCCGCAGCCAUCCUUAUAUCUGGUUGGCAAGUGGUGCUUGCUAGCUGCGCCCUUCAUGCCUUAGGCUAUUUCUUUGGCUAUAUACUUUCAAGGAUGCUUGGGCUCGAUGUCUCGUCUUCACGCACCAUCUCCAUUGAGGUCGGCAUGCAGAACUCGAUGCUUGGGUUAGUGCUUGCUGGUCAGCAUUUCAAACAUCCUCUGACCGCAGUACCAUGUGCUGUUUCCAGCGUGUGCCAGUCGAUCUAUGGAAGUGCGUUAGCGGGAAUCUGGCGAUGCACUUCACCAACACAAAAUCAGGAAUGAUGCAUGGUCAUGACAGUCUUUCUUCCUGUCUGUUUGAUAUGUUUGCCUAGACUGACUUGUCCUCAAGACCAAAAUUCCAGCUAGUCCAUUCAUCUGGUGGGCCACAUGUAUGAAAUAGACAGGUGGAAGAAUGAUAACCAAGAAUCUACAUUCACCUCCAUGUGUGGCCCACUUGAUAAGUUGUUAAGCAUGCUUCUUAGGUGAGGGCACAUGAAUCAUGGGGACCAUCCUAUGAACAUUCCAGUUGCAGCAUGCAUGUGGAUAAGUGGGAAUGGGUGGAGCAUUUGUUUUUGGUGAUGGAAGUUGAGACAUGUAGAAUGAGCAUUUCUCAUGUGUAGAAAUCAUGCAGCCGAAAGGCGAUCAGUAGAACGAAUCCCUGAAUUUCUUGAGCAUGUACAGAUGAUAACACUGCGGCCCCAGAUUUAGCGGUUCUGAUUUUCUCUCAUAGUAUCUUUUCUUUGCUUCUUCACAUCAAUGUAUUUUUACUCUGUUUUCUUCCCAA
This is a messenger RNA of Magnolia sinica, 1937 nucleotides long. Its product is annotated as probable sodium/metabolite cotransporter BASS1, chloroplastic. The record is from RefSeq and is a predicted model, not a curated record. Lineage: Eukaryota; Viridiplantae; Streptophyta; Magnoliopsida; Magnoliales; Magnoliaceae. Gene Ontology annotation, cellular component: membrane. The transcript has 8 exons. Bases 173 to 1435 code for a protein of 420 amino acids.